Messenger RNA from Letharia columbiana, 1278 nucleotides. RefSeq lists its product as uncharacterized. Bases 1 to 1278 code for a protein of 425 amino acids. The record is from RefSeq and is a predicted model, not a curated record. Gene Ontology annotation, molecular function: protein-folding chaperone binding. Gene Ontology annotation, biological process: protein stabilization. NCBI's taxonomy places the organism in Eukaryota, Fungi, Ascomycota, Lecanoromycetes, Lecanorales, Parmeliaceae. The transcript has a single exon.
AUGGAUCAAGCUGGUCGUGGAGCCAGCGCCAUCGAUGGGGGUAAUUUCAAACUUGCCGUUACCUGCUACACGGAAGCCAUCGCUCAGAAUCCCCAAGCCGUCAGUUAUUAUAUCCAACGUUCUAAAGCCUACACUCGUCUCUCACCUCCUGAUCAUCAAGCCGCCUUCCACGACGCGGAGCUUGCUGUGUCUCUUGCUACGAAGAGAGCCAAGAGGGAACUCAUCGCUGAUAGUCAGCUACGAAGGGCUGUCACAUUGUUCAACUUGGAGCGCUACGGCGAUGCAAAGCAAUGCCUUUGGUGGGUCAAGAAGCUGAAUGAGAAAGAAAAGACCUUGGCAAUCUGGGAAAUGAAGGCGGAGACCAAAUUGAAAGGGCUGGAGGAUGGAGACGAACGCGGGAAGGUGACUGUUGAAGAGACGCCGAAUGUCGAGGUUCCAAAGGCUGUCGUUGGGAAGAAGUCAGCCAAAGAAGCUGAGAAGACAGCUGAAGCCUCAGCCUCAACCUCAACGACCACCAACGGGACUAAGGAGGCUGCGAAGGAGUCUACUGCAGCUGUGCAAUCUGAGGGCGUGCAGACACAUCCAAGCAAGAUUCGUCAUGAGUGGUUCCAGACAAAUGAUACUGUGGUUGUCAGUCUCUUCUGCAAAGGCAUUCCUAAGGAUAAAACUACAGUCGAGAUCAAGCAAGACUCUCUGGACGUUUCGUUCCCGCUGCCCACUGGCUCAGACUUCAAUCUGUCCUUGGAUCCACUCUUCGCCGCUAUUGAUGUGUCCGCAUCUUCCUACAAAAUCAUGUCAGCAAAAGCCGAAUUCACGCUCAAAAAAUCUACACCAGGCCAACAAUGGGCAAACAUCGAGGGAGCGCAUCCUGCCAGCACUGAAGAAACUUCCGCUGAUGGUGAUGAUACUGUCAAGCGUGCCGUUCUGUCAGACAAAUCUUCCAACGCUGGUCCGGUAUAUCCAACCUCGUCCAAGUCCGGCCCGAAGAACUGGGACAAGGUAGUCAACGACUUGUCGAAGAAGCCUAAAAAGGAUGUCAAGGAGGGUGAAGAGGGUGCUUCAGAGGAUGCUGGGAUCGAAGAUGAGGAAGGCGAUCCUACGACCAAUUUCUUUAAGAUGCUUUAUAAGGGUGCGGAUCCUGAUACUCAAAAAGCAAUGAUGAAGAGCUACCAGGAGAGCAACGGCACCGCGCUGAGCACCAACUGGGCUGAUGUCAGCAAAGGAAGGGUCGAAACCUCUCCUCCUGAUGGCAUGGAAGCCAAGAAAUGGGGUCAGUGA